AUGGGAAGCCGAUAUUGUGUCCAAGGUGUAGGCUCGGGGCUAGCGGUUUCGGUUUCGGUGCAAACGCCGACGAAACCGAUGAUUUGCCUCAAGAAAAUUAACUUUGGGGAUCACGAAUUUCGCAAACGCCAAACACCCUUUUUGCGCAUUGAUAACGCUACACUGAUAACGGUGACUGUCCGUGCAUCUGGGUCCCGCGGUGGUCAUCUUCCCGACCAUCCGCUCCGUUUUUUCACGACACUCGCCCCGCAGCGCGUUAAAAUAUCGAUUUUACCGCCGCAGGACACGUCCUAG
Messenger RNA from Macrosiphum euphorbiae (potato aphid), 294 nucleotides. The record is from the annotation of a GenBank genome assembly. Lineage: Eukaryota; Metazoa; Arthropoda; Insecta; Hemiptera; Aphididae.